AUGUCUGGCAGUCUGAAAAUUGUCGAUUUGACAUAUGGACUAGACAGUGGAGCGAUUACCUGGCCGUCUAAUCCAAAAUUUAACCUGACCUAUUUGUACCGUGGUGCAUUUGGCCAUGUCUGGUUGGAAAAUAACCGAAUCGAUCUGGCCGAACACACGGGGACUCAUGUGGAUGCUCCGAUUCACUUAGCGUUAAAUUCAGGAGGUUGGAAAAAUCAUCAGAUUCCAAUCGAACGAUUGGCGGGUCCAGGUGUUAUAAUUGAUGUAAAAUCUCAAGCUGAGGCGGACAUUGACUACCGAGUCACGGUCGAUGACGUCAAAGCUUGGGAAAAACGCAACGGCAAAAUCCCAUAUGGAGCGGUUGUUCUUAUGAACUCUGGGUGGCAGAAAUACUAUCCAGAUUAUAAUGACGUUUUUAAAACCAGCAAUCUCAGUGACAGUACCAGUUACCAUUUUCCAAGCUGGCACGAGGAUGCCGUUAAAUGGCUAAUAUCAAAUCGUGUUGUGUAUUACGUCGGUGGAGACACACCAUCAACUGACUACGGUCAAUCGCUGACCUAUCCUGUCCAUUUUCUUCUCAGUAACGAAAACAUAAUUGGUAUAGAGAGCGCAGCAUAUCUUGACAAACUACCUGAGAGUGGAUCAACCAUCUUUGUUGCCCUGAUGAAAAUCAUAGAUGGAAGUGGAGGCCCAGUUCGGAUGUUUGCAACUUUGCCGGAGGAUGAUGAUGAUAAAGAGUUCAAUACUGCGGUUCGCUUUUGGUUGUCCCCGAUUCUAUGGAUAGUUGCUUUUCUGCUUGCCGAAGAAUUGUUUUUCUCAGCAUGA
Ylistrum balloti is the source of this 825-nucleotide messenger RNA. Its product is annotated as isatin hydrolase-like. Gene Ontology annotation, molecular function: arylformamidase activity. The record is from RefSeq and is a predicted model, not a curated record. The coding region runs from base 1 to 825 and encodes 274 amino acids. The transcript is spliced from 2 exons. NCBI's taxonomy places the organism in Eukaryota, Metazoa, Mollusca, Bivalvia, Pectinida, Pectinidae.